UUCCUCUUUGAAGAUUAUGGUGCUGAGGUGAGGGUGCUGUGUACUAAACAGCCUUGUCUCUUCACUUGUACGGUGCAGGCUGGAACAGUGAUUUGGAUUGGAAUCCUGGUGUACACAGAUCCUGCUGGCCUCCGCACCUACCUCACGUCGCAGGUCACAGAGCAGAGCCCGCUGGGAGAAGCAGGACUGCCUCCCAUGCCAGUUCCUGGAGGGGUCCUUCCGGCUGGGGAUGCCAAGCUCUCCUUCUCGGUCUUCCCCUCGGAACCCAUGCAGCUGUCAGAGAACCAGACGCAGCAGCAGCGUGAGCAGAAGGAAGGGCUAGAGUCCCGGAAUGGGCUGGAGGCAAAUCAGCAGCCGUGGGCCCAGGGACCGGAGAACCAAGGCAGUGGGCAGCCAGAGCCUGGCACCAAGGCAGAGGUCACAUGGGGCGUGGAGGAUGAGGAGAUCUGGAGGAAGCUCUCCUUCCGACACUGGCCAUCCCUCUUCAGCUACUACAACAUCACCCUGGCCAAAAGGUACAUCAGCAUCCUCCCAGCCAUCCCUGUCACCUUGUUCCUGAAUCCACGAGAAGCCUUAGAAGUGCGCCACCCUCAGGAGGCUAAUCGCUACCACUCUUUCUUCCCUUCGAGCCUCGGGAAAUUGGAGGCAGUGGAUCGGCCUGGUGAGGCCUUGCCCAAACUGCAGGGACACCGGGAAGUCACGCUCUACAAGGUAGCUGCUCUGGGCCUGGCCUCUGGCAUCCUCCUGGUUCUUCUGCUCUUCUGCCUGUACAGAGUGUUCUGCCCCAAAAACUAUGGGCAGAAUGGGCUCUCGCACAGCCGGAGGAAGAGAGGGGACCUGCCCUGUGACGACUAUGGCUAUUCCCCACCUGAGACUGAGAUUGUCCCCCUGGUCCUCAGGGGUCACCUCAUGGAUAUCGAGUGCCUGGCCAGUGACGGGAUGCUGCUCGUCAGCUGCUGCCUGGUGGGUCAGAUCCGAGUGUGGGAUGCUCAGACUGGAGACUGCCUCACUGUCAUCCCCAAACAAGGGUUGCGCAGAGACAGCAGCGGCAUCUUUGAUUACCAGGAGAGCUGGGAUCACAGCCCAGACCCCAAGAACGGGCUGGAAGAUCCCUUUGACAACAGCCACCUGCUCAAGAGGAUGCUGAGCCCCCCGCAGCCCCCUCUGUUCUGCAACCAGCCGGACCUCACCUCUCUCAUCGACACCAACUUCUCAGAGCAGGCCAAGGUGAUGGAGCCAGAGCCCAGGCACCGCGCAGUCUGCGGCCGGCACAAGGACACUGGCUACAACUUCGGCAGACUGGUAGAGAAGGUCUAUGAGGAGCAGAGCGCUUCGAACUGCAUGAACUUUUCUGGCUUCCCGGCCACACAUGGGCAGGCGGUUUCCUGCGCUAGGACGGGCAGCACCAGGCCACUGAGCUGCGGGACUGGGGAAGGAGGGUGCAGCGCCCGCAGGAACAGCCUAGGGGACGAGCCUUUGGCCGGCUUUGAAAAGUCCUUCCCUGUCUCUGCCUGGGCCAGUGAUUUGGAAAGCUCUGUCUGGAGCCUGGACCUGCGGGGCAACCUCAUUGUGGCUGGCCGGAGCAACGGGAAGCUGGAGGUGUGGGAUGCCAUCGAGGGGACCUUAUGGUGCAGUAACGAGGAGAGUCAGUCCGGAAUCACAGCACUCGUCUUCCUGAACAACAGGAUUGUGGCUGCCAGGCUGAAUGGCUCCUUGGAUUUCUUCUCUUUAGAAACCCACUCAUCCUACAACCACCUGCAGUUCCGAGGAACCCCUAGCAGGAGCAGCAUCCCAUCCUCCCCUGUGUGCAGCAGCAAUGACCUCAUCGUGUGCCAGCUGACCCACACGGUGCCCUGUGCCCAUCAGAAGCCAAUCACGGCACUGAAAGCUGCGGCUGGGCGGCUGGUGACAGGCAGCCAGGACCACACUCUGAAAGUGUAUCGGCUGGAAGAUUCCUGCUGCUUGUUUACACUGCAGGGUCACUCAGGAGCAAUCACAGCUGUGUACAUAGACCAGGCGAUGGGGCUAGCGAGCGGGGGCCAGGAUGGCGCCAUCUGCCUUUGGGACGUGCUGACAGGAAGCAGGGUCAGUCAUAUGCAUGCCCACCGCGGGGACAUCACCUCGCUGACCUGCACGACCUCCUGCGUGAUCAGCAGUGGCUUGGAUGACGUGAUCAGCAUCUGGGACCGAAGCUCCGGGAUCAAACUCUAUUCCAUCCAGCAGGACCUGGGGUGCGGGGCCAGCCUGGGGGUGAUCUCUGAUAACCUGCUGGUGACGGGAGGCCAGGGCUGCGUCUCCUUCUGGGACAUAGGCUACGGUGACCUGCUGCAGACCGUCUACUUGGGGAAGAGCAAUGAGUCGCAGCCGGCCCGGCAGAUCCUGGUGCUGGAGAACGCGGCCAUCGUCUGCAACUUCGGCAGCGAGCUCAGCCUGGUCUACGUGCCCUCGGUGCUGGAAAAACUGGACUGAGGGGGCGGAGCUGGGCCCUGGGGCCACCAUAUCUGAGUUCUGAUUGGACAGUGCCUGGGAUAGGAGGACAGGGCAGGAGCUCCACAGGGGUUCCCAGGAGAGCCCCUGAUUCUCCCUCCCUUCCUCCUCCUCCUCCUCCUCCCCAGCUCCUUGGAUCUCAGGUGCUCCCCCU
Chelonoidis abingdonii (Abingdon island giant tortoise) is the source of this 2641-nucleotide messenger RNA. Lineage: Eukaryota; Metazoa; Chordata; Testudines; Testudinidae. The record is from RefSeq and is a predicted model, not a curated record.